GUAACAGGCUACUCCUAGUGGCGUCCAAUUACGACCCCUUCAGUUUAUCGUUGCCAGUGAAAUGGAAUUUGAACUGAAGGUUUUUGGUUGCGACCCACAUUAAAUUCCUGCAAGAUUGCAGAAUACACUUCUCUUUUCGCGUGCUUCUGGUGCGAGUUCGCCACUACGGAUUAACACUAUAGAUUAAAACAAGUACAAGGGGGGCUGGCUUCAUUAAUUUUUACGAUAGUUUCCAGUGCCUUACUAUAAUCCCCGAGUUGACGUAAAGUUGCUGGGUGAGAAAGUGCAGGAUACGUGUGUACAAUUUGGGAAUGGGAGAUCCGAAAUUAAUAACUGCUAAAGGCCAUUUGUGAGAUAUAUCAAUGAGUUUCCUUGCUCCUUUAACUUCUGGAAAGGUUUCCAGCCUUCUCGUCAGCGGUGUUCAUCUGGAAGAGCUGUUCAUAGCCACCUGCUUAAUCGAGUCUAACCGCCGAUCCAGACAAACAAGUUCCCAUGCAUCAAAAGUCUUGUGAUGAGCUUCCCGCGUUUAAGCUUCUGUUAUCUGGAUGAUAGCCGUUGCUAAGACUGUUCAGUCAGUUCUUCAGCUCGUGUUUGCAAGCAUCGAGCGUGUGUUUUUACGGUUGCAUCGCAUAUCCCCAAAAUCUGGUUGGUGGGGUAAAUUCUUCUAAUGCUUUGAAAAUGUUUCCAGGCCUGGCGUCAGCCGCUUUGGUAACGUUAAACAAUGGCUGAUGAAAGUUACAGGAUGGGGACGAUCUCGAGAACUCUCUGCUAGCAGUGCUAGGUAGACAUAUAUAGAGUGGCCCUGUCCCCAUGUUUCUUUCCCCAUCGUGACCAGCUGCAUCUCUUGUUAAAAAGAUCCUAAUUAUCUUCCAUCAUAAUCAUGAGUAAGCACUGAUCCAGUCUCGGUUGUGAUUAAUAAACUAACAUUCAUCAAGAAGAAGGUGCAAUGGAGGACGACAUGGUCGCAGGACCGGAGCUCGUCAAUGCUGUCGACCCGAAGCAUCAGCACCAGCACCAGGCCAACUACCAUGGUAAAUACGACGUCAUGGAUAUCAAAGGCCAUAUUGAACCCACGGAAGAAGAGCUUACAUCUCUUCCCCGUGUGGCAGGGUCAAUGCCAUGGGCAGCCUAUAUGCUCUGCGCUGUGGAGUUUGCAGAACGUGCUUCAUACUAUGGAUGCAAACAGGUUUUCAAGAACUUUAUCAGAGGCCCUCUCCCUGUAGGUGGUAACGGAGCUGGGGCACCACCUCGUGGAUCUCAAAAGACAGCGGGAGCAUUGGGAAAAGGUACUGUUAUUGCGUCUGCCAUGACGGAUGGGUUUACUAUGUUGGCAUACGGGUUGCCUGUGAGUACUCCAAAGUCACCGCUUCAUGACUACCGCUAAUUAAACCAAAGAUUUUCGGUGGCUGGCUCGCCGAUGCUAAGCUUGGACGAUUCAAAACGAUUUGCUUAGGAGUCUUUGUCUGCGGUGUUGUAAGUAACCUGAUUUCUAUCAUUUCAACCUGUAACUUGCAAGAACAAGCUGAUUCGUUCCCUCUCGCUAGUCGCACAUUAUUAUGGUAAUAUCUGCCGUCCCAAGUGUCAUCCAACAAGGGAAAGCCAUCGGUCCAUUUGCACUCAGUCUUUACAUGCUUGCUAUUGGAGCUGCUCUCUUCAAGGCAAAUAUUGCUCCAACAGUUCUCGAUCAAAACCCACAUACAAAACCACACGUUGUUACAAAGAAGAACGGCUCAAAGGUUAUCGUUGACCCUGAGGCGACAUCCGAGUCAAUCAUGUUAUGGUGAUUAUUAUCCGUUUUCUCCCUUUUGCUAGUAAGCUCGGAAUUCUAACUUGAAAAGGUUUUACCUACUGGUGAACGUUGGAGGAUUUUUUGGGGUUGCAACUUCAUAUCUCGCUAAAUAUGUUGGCUUCUGGAGCUCGUACUUAUUGCCAUGUAUCGUUUAUCUUAUGCUCCCACCUCUGCUAUAUUACGUCAAUUUCCGAUUGAUCAAGUUUCCGGCCGGAGGUUCAGGUAAGCUUUCUUCUUUUAUUCCCAAUCGGAUUUUCCCUGUAAGAGGGUGCUCUUUCCAACGUCUCUCUAUAUGUUUCAAUGCUCUGGAUAUUAUGUUUGAAUGACAAUGCUGACUCAACUCUUUUCUUUAAGCCCUUGGUAACUUCUGCAAGGUUAAUAUCCUUGCCUUGAGAAAAGCCGGUAUUCGUGGAUUUGGCCGAAAGGGUUUCUUCGAAAGAGCGAAGCCAUCCGUCUUGGCUGCUUCUGGAGACAAUAGAGUCGUUACAUGGGAUGAUCGAUUCGUCGAGGAUGUCCGCCGAACUAUGAGCGCCUGUGCUAUCUUCUUGUUUUUCCCAAUUCAACAGUAAGUACCCGCUCACUUUCGCAUUUGUUAUCAGCUUCUCACCCCGUUUUAGAAUCAAUGACGGUGGUUUGGGAGCAGCUGCCAAUGCUCAGUCAGCUGCGUUGACUACGAAUGGUACUCCCAAUGAUUUACUCGAAAACUUGAAUCCCUUAGCAAUCAUCAUUCUUAUUCCAAUUAUGAACCACGGUAUUUACCCGCUUUUAAGGAAGAUGGGCAUCAGAUUCGGUCCGAUCGCUCGUAUGACCUUUGGAUUCGUUGUUGCCGCUGUUGGAGCUUCAUCCUAUGCUGUGAUCCAGCAUUUUAUUUACAAAACCUCGCCCUGUGGAAAAUAUGCGUAAGUUGCCUCAGGUUCACUUUGAAAAAACAGAAUAAGACUGACCUCAUUACAGAAGCGAUUGUGAGAUUGGCAGUGGUGUAUCUUCCUUGUCCGUCUGGCUCUAUGGUAUCCCAACAAUCACAACCGCUUGCUCCGAAAUCUUCAUCAAUGUUACCGCCUAUGGAAUAGCUUACUCCCGAGCCCCCCAAAACAUGAAGGGCUUCGUUAUGGCUCUGAGUUUAUUUAUGCAAGCGUGAGUUCAAGCUGAAUUAUUCUUAAGUGGCUCCUUAAACCCAGCAACUAUCCUUUGCCCAAUUCCAGAAAUUCCUUGCAGGUACUGACUUUACCUAUCACUUAGUAUCACUACAGCCAUUUCUCUCGCAACAGCCAAUGCUAUCCAAGAUCCAUAUUUGGUUUGGGUUUUCGCUGUCCCAGCAAUCGUUGGUUUUAUUGCCGCUCCAAUCUUCUGGUUUUUGUUCAGAGAUCUAGAUAAGGAGGAUUUCUUCGUGGAUAUUGGGGAUACUUUGCCUUUGCCAUCGGCUACGAUCAAGGAUGAGGAGCAUAGCAGCAUUGAUGAGAAGAAGAGUAUCAUUGAUGAAAAGAAGAUUGGGAGUGGUAAUGUGAAGGAAAUCAAGGAAUGAGUAACACGUAGUUAGCUAAGCUAAUAGUGAUGGGCCUUAAUUGAUAAUUGUAAAAUAC
Hymenoscyphus albidus is the source of this 3369-nucleotide messenger RNA. Lineage: Eukaryota; Fungi; Ascomycota; Leotiomycetes; Helotiales; Helotiaceae. The record is from the annotation of a GenBank genome assembly.